UUUGCCGUCGACGCGCACGCACGCAUGUAAUUUGUUGAAGUUCAUUUUGAAAAAACAACAAAAAAUAAUGUGCGACAUUGAGGAGAGAUUGAUCAGAAGCGUUAAACAUAAUGCUUGCUUAUACAAUAAAUCAGAUACGGGCUUUCGAAAUCGGCCGCGCAGAGACAUUGCGUGGGCGACGGUUUCAAGCGAAUGUGGUUUGACAGUUAAAGAAACCCAGUGCAAAUGGAAAACGCUGCGCGAUCGUUUUGUGCGCGAAUAUCACAAAUGCGCCGAUACCCAAAUGGAAGUCAGCCAUUGGCGCUAUUUUGAAGAGCUCUUGUUUCUUCUGGAACACAUCAAACCGCGCGGCUGCUCCAGCAUUGAGGACAGCCAGCUGGAUUUGGAUGUGGACUUAUCAAGUAAACAUAUGACUUAUGAAAACGAUGACUUAAAUCGUAGACCCAUCAAACAGGACGACGAUGACUAUGCAGAAGAAGCAAACACCCGGGAAGCACUAACGCCAAGCGAUGCAUCCAAUGAGAAAAGCCAGCCGUGUCUCCAGCAAGCACAGCAGGAGUUUCACAAAGUUAUGGGCCUAUUGGAGAAUGUGCUGCAGCAGAAACUCAAAGAGCAACCAUCGAAUAUAGUUGAUACCCAGCACGAUCCUUUCUAUAAAUAUCUAGAGAGUAUAUUGAGUCGGGUGGAUGCAACAACCCGCGCCGAUAUACAAUUGGAACUGCUCAAUUCGGCCAAUACACUGGUGAAAAAUGCAGAAAACACAAAGUCCUACACUCAAUAAAUAGAAGAUUAUCAUUAGACAAUUAGAGUGCCUAAGGUAUUUAUCAUAAGUCCAUUCCUUUUAUUAUCCACUCUAUAUAAAAACCAAAAAAUUAAAUUUAAAAUACAUUUUUAGCAGUCGAAGGUAAAUUAAAUAAUUUUUUCAAACAGGUGAUCGCAUUAUCGUUACGUACAGUGUAUUGCAUGUUAUGUUACAGAUUGUAUUACAGUAGCCGUUAACUACAUUCCUAGUGGUAUUUUACAAAGACUUAAAACCUUAAUAUAUAAUAUAUCAUAUUCGAUUUGAUUCAAAAUUAGAAAUAAAAGUUUUAAGUUAGAACUG
Messenger RNA from Drosophila grimshawi, 1102 nucleotides. RefSeq lists its product as uncharacterized. NCBI's taxonomy places the organism in Eukaryota, Metazoa, Arthropoda, Insecta, Diptera, Drosophilidae. The record is from RefSeq and is a predicted model, not a curated record. Gene Ontology annotation, cellular component: nucleus; transcription regulator complex. The coding region runs from base 68 to 781 and encodes 237 amino acids. The transcript is spliced from 3 exons. Gene Ontology annotation, biological process: regulation of transcription by RNA polymerase II.